This is a messenger RNA of Varanus komodoensis (Komodo dragon), 9775 nucleotides long. It is a transcript of the gene AFF4, whose product is annotated as AF4/FMR2 family member 4. The transcript has 22 exons. The record is from RefSeq and is a predicted model, not a curated record. Gene Ontology annotation, biological process: regulation of gene expression. Gene Ontology annotation, cellular component: super elongation complex; nucleus. Bases 310 to 3816 code for a protein of 1168 amino acids. NCBI's taxonomy places the organism in Eukaryota, Metazoa, Chordata, Lepidosauria, Squamata, Varanidae.
GCGGUGGCGGAGGCGGUGGCGGCGGAGGCGGCGGCGGCAGCAACAGCAACAGCAGAAGUAGUCGUGGAGGCUGGCGCCUCCGCUGCCCACUUCGCCCAGUCUAGACCAAGCUCAGCGGCCUCCAGACAUGGAUCGGCGGGAGAGCCGGAGAUGGUACUCCGCCGUCGCGCCUUCUUUUUCGCGGUGAUCCGCCGUGGCCCGCCCAUUUCCUCGUCAGUGUUGGGGCCUUCCUGGCCCUCCUCACACCCUCCCGGGACUGGCGAUCGGGACAUGGUCGGGGAGGUCUAGCGAAGCCGUCAGCGGAGCAACAUGAACCGAGAAGACCGGAAUGCGCUGCGUAUCAAAGAAAGAGAGAGACGUAAUCAAGAAAUUCAACAGGGUGAAGAAACCUUUCCACCUAACUCUCCUCUCUUUGCUGAACCAUAUAAAGUUACCAGCAAAGAAGAUAAAUUGUCUAGUCGUAUUCAAAGCAUGCUUGGAAAUUAUGAUGAAAUGAAUGAUCUUAUAGGUGACCGGUCCCUCCAGAAGAUUGUUGGAAUUCCCAAACCAACAGUACCUUCAAACCCAGAUGAAAAAUCCAACCAAAGUUUCUUUGGUGAUCAGAGGCACAGUACUAGUUCUCAUCAGAACAGCAAAUGGACACCUGUUGGUCCUGCACCUAGCACAUCUUCCCAAUCACAGAAGCGGUCCUCAGGUUUACAGAGUGGACAUGCUGGCCAGCGUAGCAGUGGCAAUAGCACUAGUAACAGUGGGCAGAGGCAUGAUCGUGACUCAUAUGGCAGCAGUGGGAGUAGCAGUAGCCGUAAAAAGACACAGCAUGGAUCUGAACAUUCAAAGUCCCGUUCUUCCAGCCCUGGAAAACCACCUGCAGUUUCUUCUCUGAACCCCAGUCAUUCGAGGUCUCAUGGAAAUGAGCAUCACAGCAAGGAACAUCAGCGCUCCAAAUCUCCACGAGACCCUGAUGCCAACUGGGACUCUCCUUCCCGUGUAACUUCAUUUUCUAGUGGUAGCCAGUCUUUCCCUCCAUCACUUAUGUCAAAAUCAAAUACAAUGUUACAGAAGCCUACUGCCUAUGUUAGGCCUAUGGAUGGUCAAGAGUCCAUGGAACCAAAGCUAUCUUCUGAACACUACAGUAGCCAGACUCACAGCAACAGUAUGAAUGAGUUGAAGCUUAGCAGCAAAGCACAUCUAACAAAGCUGAAAAUACCUUCCCAGCCACUGGAUGCAUCAGCAUCUGGUGACAUGAGCAGUGUGGAUGAAAUUCUAAAAGAGAUGACUCAUAUUUGGCCACCUCCAUUGACUGCUAUUCACACACCUUGCAAAACUGAACCUUCAAAGUUUCCAUUCCCAACAAAGGAAACUCAACAGUCCAAUUUUGGAACUGGUGAACAAAAAAGAUACAAUUCUUCAACAAAAACUUCAAACGGCCACCAGUCUAAAUCAUGUGAAUCGAACCAGACAGAUGUUCUGAUAAAUGACUUGAAACUCAGCAGCAGUGAAGACAGUGAUGGUGAACAGGACUCUGUCAAGACUGUGCCAAGAGGUACACCUGGAAGUAACUCUGAACCUUCCCAGCAUACAAGUGAAGGGGCAGAUAAUUCUAGGGAUGACUCAAGCAGCCAUAGUGGAUCUGAAAGCAGUUCUGGUUCAGACUCAGAGAGUGAAAGUAGUUCUAGUGACAGUGAGGCUAAUGAGCCAUCACAGAGUGCAUCUCCUGAGCCAGAGCCACCUCCAACGAACAAGUGGCAGCUUGACAACUGGCUAAACAAGGUGAAUCCACAUAAAGUGUCACCAGCUUCUUCUGUGGACAGUAACAUCCCAUCAACACAAGGCUACAAAAAAGAAGGUAGAGAUCAGAGCACAGGAAGUGGAUAUACAGAUCAAAGUGGCUCUAAAGAUUCCAUUUCCUCCACUCCUGGAAGAGAUUCAAAAGCCAGCCAGAAAGGAUCAGAGAGCAGUCGUGGCAGACAAAAGUCACCUGCUCAGAGUGACAGCAUGACGCAGAGGAGGACUGUGGGUAAAAAGCAGCCCAAAAAGGCUGAAAAACCUUCUGUGGAAGAGCCCAGAGGGGGCCUGAAAAUAGAAAGUGAAACUCCAUUGGAUAUGGCAACAAAUAUGCCCUCAAAUAGACACAAGGCAGCCACAAAAGGCUCCAGAAAGCCCAACAUAAAGAAGGAGCCCAAGUCUUCCCCUCGUCCUACAACAGAGAAAAAGAAAUGCAAGGUUGCAAACAAAUCCACCCAGAAGUCUAAGGAAUUUAUAGAAACAGAUGCAUCAUCUUCUGAUUCUGAUGAAAAUGAGAGCCUUCCUCCUUCAUCACAAACUCCCAAAUAUUCUGAGAGCAAUAGGACUCCUGUUAAACCCUCCAUGGAGGAGGAUGACAGCUUUUUACGGCAAAGAAUGUUCUCUCCUAUGGAAGAGAAGGAACUCCUUUCACCACUUAGUGAUCCUGAUGAAAGGUAUCCCCUUAUUGUGAAGAUUGACUUGAGCCUCUUAACCAGAAUACCAGGGAAGCCUUACAAAGACACAGAUGUGUCAAAAGUUGAGAGGAAAAAUGUGUCCGAGAAGCAUCCAAGGGAGCCCCAGAAAACUUCUUCUGACAAAAGCUCCAACAAGGGCAAGAGGAAGCAUAAGAUAUGUCAGAAUGCAGAAGAAAGUAGAGGCACUGAAAGCAAGAAAGCUAAACUGGAAGAAAAGCCUUCUUCAGUCCACAAGACUUCCAGUAAUAGAGAGUCAUCAAAGCAAAGUGCUGUUAAAGAGAAAGAUCUUCUCCCAUCUCCAGCCACAACUCCAGUUGUCCAGAAAGAUUCAAAACAAGAGCAUGGGUCUCGGAAGAGAACCAUCAGUCAGUCUUCUUCUUUGAAAUCAAGUACUAACAGUAAUAAGGAGAGUAGCAGCAGUAAGAGUAGCUCAUCUAAACAAAAGAAGACUGAAGGGAAGACAUCAAGUAAUAUUAAAGAAGUUAAGGAAAAGGGUUUAAAUAUUUCUUCAAACUGCCCUUCUGUGUCAUCUACAACUGCAGAGAACUCAAAAUCCCGGAGAGCAAAACUAAUAUUUGAUGACAGGACUUACUCAGCAGAUCACUACUUGCAAGAAGCAAAAAAGUUAAAGCAUAAUGCUGAUGCAUUGUCUGAUAGGUUUGAGAAAGCUGUGUACUACCUUGAUGCUGUAGUAUCAUUCAUUGAAUGUGGGAAUGCAUUGGAGAAAAAUGCUCAGGAAUCAAAGUCCCCGUUUCCUAUGUAUUCCGAAACUGUGGAGUUGAUAAAGUACACCAUGAAACUGAAGAAUUAUUCAGCACUGGAUGCAACUGCUGCAGACAAAAGGCUAGCAGUGCUGUGUCUCAGAUGUCAAUCCCUGUUAUACUUAAGACUUUUCAAGCUGAAGAAAGAGAGUGCAUUGAAGUACUCCAAGACACUGACCGAACAUCUAAAGAAUUCUUAUAACAAUUCUCAAGCACCGUCACCUGGUAUGGGAAGCAAACCUGUCAGCAUGCCAUCUCCAGUCUCUCCAAAGUUGUCUCCAGGGAAUUCAGGAAAUUACUCUUCAGGGUCAACUAUCCCUUCAGGGAGCACUUCUUCAGUAACUAUUCCACAGAGGAUACACCAGAUGGCAGCCAGCUACGUCCAGGUUACUUCCAAUUUUCUGUAUGCCACUGAAAUUUGGGACCAAGCAGAUCAGCUUGCCAGAGAGCAAAAGGAAUUCUUUACUGAAUUGGAUAAAGUGAUGGGCCCUCUUAUCUUUAAUGCAAGUGUCAUGACAGACCUAGUACGUUACACCAGACAGGGACUGCAUUGGUUGCGUUUGGAUGCCAAGUGAUAACUGGACUGAAGAAACCUAAAGCAUAGAAGAUACUUUUCUUGCUGCCUCUGAUUUUUUUCAACACUGUGUCAUAAAAAUAAGGAAGACUGCCAUAAUGCAUUGCUUAGUGAAAGCUAAAAUUAAGGAAUGUUUUCAUGUGUCUCCCAGCAUCAUGUAUGUGAGAACUUCCAAACCAUCAUGUUAAUGAACUUUUCUCAGUUGUCCCAUUUUAAAGAUAUUUAAAAAUAGUUUAAUCUCUGCAUCAUUUUAAUAUAUGAUGGAUUCAUUGCGCUGCAAUUGGAUUGGAAUUCUAGUAACUAUGCCUAACAAAUCUCUUUUAAAACUUAUUUAUUUUAAUUUGUUUUUGAAAGGUCUAUUUUGGACGCUGUUAAGAGUUAGCUCUUUUUCCUAUAAAUUUUACCCAAUCAAGUACCUAGUGAAGAUUAAAUGUAGACACUUUAUUUAAGUAUUUUGUGAGCUUUGUUAUUCUGUAAUGUCUUGUGGUGGUAGAGCUUGUAAGAGAAAGUCAGGGUUGAUAGAUUCUAAACUGUAGGGAGAAAUUUUCAUGAAUAUUUCAGUCAACCCCUAAAUGACAGCCACUGUUUUACUAUUGUACUAAGUUGCAAGGAUACUCUUCUAUAUAUUAAGCCAUUGUAUUUAAGUGAAAUAUGAAAAGAUCCAUAUGGAAAAUAGCUUCAGAACAAAUGUCUUAACACUAAUAAUCACAGAACAUUACAAGAAGUUGCAUUUAAUGCAGUAUUAAAGUGAUAUGGGUCACAAAGAGCUUCAGUCUCGAAGGACAGACUAGGAAUGGUGUGAAAUGGACAAUCUUGUGCUUUGGUGCAGCUUCUUCAUUUCCUUGCUUUUUGUUGUUUGAAGCUACUAACUUUAACUCCUCAGUGAAACUGAUGUGCUUAAUCAGAAAAUAUGAGUAGUGACUAGCAUCUGUGUUUUCUUUCAGACAGGAUUACUCAGUGGGCAACAUAGGGUAGAGUGUAGAGCUCUGUUUACAGGAACAUUUUAAACCGUUCUGUCCAGCUAAUUUGAAAUCUUGCUUUUACACCAUUUUAAUUGCACCAUGUUAAAUGUUUGUGAUGGGAGCAGAAUGUUUAAUUUUCAUGGAAAUUACUGUGAUCAGCAAGAAUCAUGCAUGGAAUUCUUAAUUCAUUGCUUUAAGGUUACUAACCAAAGUACCUUUCCAUUGAAGGUGCUUAUCUGACUAAAAGAAUAUUGCUUAGCAUCCCUAUCAUGUCUGGUGUGCCUUAUGCCUUUUUAGAUGAAGAUUUUGAAUACUGUUUACAAGAGGUUUUACACAUAGGACCUGGUAUACUGUAUCCAGUUGAUCUCCUGCAGUACUUUGGUAAAAUUUGACUUCCUUUUCCUAAUACUAGUGGCUGUCAUUUGUUGACAAUACACAUUAGUUGUCUUCUUAGAGUCAAACUCUGAACCCCUUCAGUGGGAUUGUGGAAUGCUGCUUUGCCUGCCCUUGUCUCUGAACCCUGCCCCAGAUGUGAUCAUGCAUGUCCAAGGAAAUGAUUGCACUAAAUUUAUGUCUAGCUGUAUAGCUAUGUGCCAAAAUGAUGGCGAGCUUUGAAAGAAGGAAUAGAAUGCUACAUUAAGGAGUACUGCAGUGUGUCCUUGGGACACUGAGAAUUGAGUAGCUUCAUAAAUUAUAGUAAUUUCACUAAACUAUAGCUUGCAUAUUCAUAGAGCCUUGCAUCCUGAUGUUUUAUACUCCUUAGGGAUGCGUGAGUUCAUUCCCUAAUACUUUGGAUCAAAUCAAUUGAAAUUACUACCCUUUGGUUCUACAUUCAAAAUCAGUGAUAUUUACUAUUGCACUCUACCCCACAACAGUACUGAGUGGAAGAAAAUAGGUAGUUACAUCUCUACAUACAUAGGAAGAAAAUAGGUAGCUACAUCUCUGCAUACAAAAAAAGGUGUGUUGCUACUUAAGGGAUAAAAUUAUGCAUCAUAGGAAGUUUUAAUAUGUGCAAGUGAAAUGAUUAAACAAUGAUGAUCAAAUGCAGUGACUGUAUUACAUUGCUACAUAUUCAUGUUUUUUCAUGUUGCUGUUAGGGCCAGCAUGAGCAGCUGCCAUGUGGAACCUUCUUUAGUUUGCACCCUUGGCGAGCAGUUCAUUAUGCACACAGAUUAAGAUAGUUCCAGAUUAUUUUUUUAAAGAAAAAUUGUUUAUAACAGACUUCCAUGAUACAUCUCAUAUAAGUUGGUAGUAUAGAGGUCUCCAUCAUGAGACCCAAUUUUAAACAGGGCACUUUGCCACGGUCCCAAGAGGAACAACAGACUCCAGCUUAGAUCCAGGAGGUAGUUUUCCGAACCUUAACAUUCAGAAGUGCCUGGCACACUUACCACACUGAAGCCUCUAUGCUUUCAGGAGCUAAAUUGCAAGCUCACUUGCUGUGUAGCAUCACUGAGGAAGCUUUUGUACCCAAUUAACAUGGACUGCCAAUUGGAAAAUAUCUCUCUUUUAAAAAGAACAUGGUUUUAAAAACUAUAAUAUUCUAUAUCAGAUUGGAGUUUUGAAAAGCUUCUUCAGAUUAAUCCUAUCCUGAGCAUUUGUAUAUGUAAUAAUUUAUCAAGACCUCUCUAGUUUUAAAGGUCGACCUAAGGUAGUAGGUGUUUUCUGUUGUAUUAUGUGCCUCCAAGAGGGGUGUUCUGUAUGCCCUUAAUAAAUGAGGAGUACCCUUCCUUCCCUAGGAUAAACUAUCAAAAUUCCAACCAGCUAAAUUGGACUCGCCAAAUUUCAUAAAACCAUCUAACUUCAAAUUCCUUUGUCUCUAAAGCGCAUGAAUAAUUUCCCAAGAUUAAUUGUAAAACAAACAUGUCAUAUGAUUCUUUUCUGAAAAGCAAAAAUAAGUUACUAUCCUGAAGCUGCCCUUAAGAAGCAUUGGGUUGGACUUAAAUCAGACUAACUGCUCCCAUUGAUUUAAUUAGAACUAAAGCAUGAUUAGCUUAGUCUGGAUCCCACCUAUUAUAAGUACAGGCAGUCCUUAGGUUACAAAUGAAGCCAUGAAGCCUAUUAAUUUAAAAGGCUUACUGCAUAAAAAUAUCAUCAUAGAAAGAGAGGAAGCAGAAGGGGAGAAGGAAGGCUUCCAAAGCAUCACCAUAGAUAGAGAGGAAGGGAAAGGGCAGAGAGGGAGGCCUCCAAAGCAGGCUUUCCUGUCCUGCCCAUCUGGAGAGGGAAAUCUCACCAGCAUUUCCUUGCUGCAAAGACGAGGCACUGGGCAAGGGUUGGGGUGGGGGGACUAGAGAUAUUUGCAGUUUUUCCACUCUUAUGGGAGUUCUGAGUUGCUAACCCCUGUGAAUGUGGAGGGCCAACUAUAUGUGAUCUGCUUGCAUACAAAUUUGACUUAGAAGAUGAAUUUUCAUUUUCUCAGGAGCAGAACUCAUUUGUAAUCCUGGGACUGCCUGUAUAUCUUGAGUACUAACACAAAUAAAAUUCUUGUCUUCAUUUAAAAGCUCUGGAAUAAUAGAUCCUAAGGGGUUAAUGAUUGUGGAAUAACACAUAUCAGUGUUGCAGUAUAUCCCAGUGAUAAGCCUUUAAAACCGGCUUAAUAGUCAGACUAGAUUUGCUCAGGUGUUCAAGUAAUUUCUGAACUUUUCUCUCAAGCUUGCAGGUUCAUAGGAGAGUAAUUCAUGAAUGGUGGUGAGAGAUCCACCACGGGACUCUGGGUGUUUCACCAGACUGCUGGCAGUGGGUGUGUGAAACAGUAUAGCCCAAGAAGGUACCUGUGUUUCACUUUAUGAGCUAGUGAUGAGGUAGAAACCAAGUGGCAGGUUCCAAACUAAGCAGAAUUCUAAUGGUGGAACCUGUUGAUAAAAUGUGUAGGGACCACUGACCUUGUACACACAUGGCUACUUCAUUUUGUACCUUAAAUGAACAGUCAGGGUACCAGACUGAGAUGGCCCAGCAUGUUCAGUUCAAAAUGAUUUAAAUCUCUUGGCUGUAAAGCAGAGCAAAUAGCUCUUGACCUUUUGACAGCAGUAUGCAAUUUGUAAUAUACGUGUUUCGAAUACAUAUAUCUACAUAAAUAUAUAGAUGAAUGAACUCAAGUCUGUCCAAAGUUCGUUAAUACUUGUGUUAGAUUAUAGUGCAGCUGACUAUAUCAGUAUAUUUAUUGAGUGCUGAGCCAUCCUAAUUUUGGUGAUGGUGAUAAAUUUUGCAUAUUAUGCAGGAGUGCUAUUGGUUUCUUUUAGAUUAUUGAAGCUUGAUUGCUGUGAUUUUAUACAAAGCAACCCCUGUAGUGUGUUUUAAUGAUCAGCCACAGCAGGUAUGGAGUCGAUGCAUAGAAUUGCUUGCCUAAGGCAAGUAAAACACAGCUGUAGGCAGAUUACUAUAUAGUUUGCCAAAUCUGGCAGAUAAUGGGGAAGACUACCUUUGCUAUAUAUAUUAAUAUUUCCUUGCACUGUAAACUCUGCAGUAUUUUUAUUAAAGCAGUUUAAGUGGACCUGAGCAAAUCAAGUUUGAAUACAGUUUACCCAUAGGAAGAGUAAGCGACAUCCAAACCAUAUGGUAGAGUCCUGAAUGGCAAAUAUUUCAUAAAUAUUUGGGUCAAGGACAGAAUGACUUUAAAUUGAGUAGAAAUCAGUAUUGUGGGAAAUGUGGGUUUUCAGUAGCUAAGUUAAUGUUGGAUAUCUUUCAACAUCUUAUAGCCAAAGCUUGUACAAAGCUGAGCUGUGUUAAGCAAUCUCAGCCAUUUCCCAAAAGAUAGAAAUUACAGCUUAACUAUACGGUCAAGGAAUGAUAAUUUUCAUUCUUUUGGAUGGGCACUGGGGUGUUUACAGCAUUUUAAAAUAGCAGUGAUGGGAAGUAGGUUAAUAGCAACAUUGUCAUUGGAAUGAGACCAUCCUGGAAAACCCAAGCUUGUGUCCAAUAUGCCUUCCCCCACCUCCACCUCUUGCCAGUUCAUUGAGUUUUAGGCGAACUCAGCUGAAGACAUUUGAACUGCUGAUUCUGCUCCAGCAAUUAUUAAACAAAUCUAAUGUUGGCUUUGCUUUUCCAUUCCAUCUGUAAAUGUAUUGGCAAAACGUUUGUUUCUGGCAAUGUAACUGUGAACAGAACUGAUAGUGGCAAAUUGGACUCAAAAUGUUUCCUUUUACCUAAUUUGUAAACCAUGUUGGUAUUGCAGCCAGCAUUUCAAGAUGGCUGCAUUAAGAUCUCUGAGAACUUGGCUUCAUGGGCCUCUGCAAGCACAGUUGCUAACAUUUGUAUCUGGCUCCCCUUUUAAAUGGUUUUAAGAAGUUUUGUAUAUGGAGGAUAAAGUGCUUAUAUAUUUAUUAAAGAUCCUUUAUCUUAUUUGAAAUUAUUUGGUAAAGAAUGUUUUUUCUUUUCCUUUGGGGGCAAACAGGUGGGGUGGGGUGGGGGUGGGAGGUUAUUUUUAAUCUUUUAACUUAUCAAUUAAAACCCUUCUUAAGAAUGCCACCUGGUAAUGAUCAUGGCUGGCAGGAUGGCUCUCUGUUGUAUGCUUUGUACAUGACUUGUCCAUGUCUUAUACAUUUUGUUACUUAUCAACAUAUUUAGUCAUUUGUUUUCAACCAAAACUAAACCUUAAACAAAACUGUGAUUUCCCCCCUCCCUUCCUUUGCAAUACAUUUGAAAUUUCAAAAGGGUACUUUGGGGUUCCAAAUUAGGAUUUCUAAGUCAGUAUGUGCAUUUCACGUAUGUUAAUGGUGAGCAAAGUAUUAUAUACUAACUAGAUUUUUUUCCACAUCUGUAUAGUAUAUUCUAUGUAUUUUGUGGUAUUGAGAUUAUAGAAAGUUUAGUGUCUGAAAUAUGCGUUUAAUGUGUAUUUUUAAACAAAUUUAUGGCAAUUAAAUAUUUGGAGAAAAGGGUAUCACAUUUCAAUUUGUAAAGAUCUUUUUAACUACUGUGUCAUUAAAAUGCUUUGUACAAUGCAGAACUGUAACUGGAGAAACUAAGUUUAAUAAAUAUCAAAUAGAUUUUCUGUAUUAAACAUUA